This is a messenger RNA of Callorhinus ursinus (northern fur seal), 2330 nucleotides long. It is a transcript of the gene RNF41, whose product is annotated as ring finger protein 41. Gene Ontology annotation, molecular function: zinc ion binding; ubiquitin protein ligase activity. Gene Ontology annotation, biological process: protein ubiquitination; regulation of canonical NF-kappaB signal transduction. The record is from RefSeq and is a predicted model, not a curated record. Gene Ontology annotation, cellular component: plasma membrane signaling receptor complex. Lineage: Eukaryota; Metazoa; Chordata; Mammalia; Carnivora; Otariidae.
GACCCGUCUCACAAGGCGACGAGUGGUUGGAACCUUCCCUCGCCUUCCCCUUCCCCUUCCCCUCCCAGGAUAGGCUGGGACCCGGCACCGGAGCUAUCCCGUGGCCGCUGCGGCCUCAGCUCCAGCCGGGCCGGGGUACGGAGAGUCCAGACCGCUUCCAGGGCGAGUGCUCCUGAUUGUGACAUCACAUCCAUCCCCUUGGCGAUGGAGCUUGUCACUAGGAAGGAAGACUCAGUCGGACAAUAGCCAACAAGAUGGGUUACUGGGAGCGUCUCCUGAGUGGCACUGAGUGGAGGCCUCAGGGGGUUGGAGCCUUGUGAACAGGGAACCUACCCCCCAACACUUGGAAGGACCUGGGUUUCAGUGAUGAGACAUGGGGUAUGAUGUAACCCGUUUCCAGGGGGAUGUUGACGAAGACCUUAUCUGUCCUAUUUGCAGUGGAGUCUUGGAGGAGCCAGUCCAGGCACCUCAUUGUGAGCAUGCUUUCUGCAACGCCUGCAUCACCCAGUGGUUCUCUCAGCAGCAGACGUGUCCGGUGGACCGUAGCGUUGUGACGGUCGCUCACCUGCGCCCAGUACCUCGGAUCAUGCGGAACAUGUUGUCAAAGCUGCAGAUCGCCUGCGACAACGCUGUGUUUGGCUGUAGUGCUGUUGUCCGGCUUGACAACCUCAUGUCUCACCUCAGCGACUGCGAGCACAACCCCAAACGGCCUGUGACCUGUGAGCAGGGCUGCGGCCUGGAGAUGCCCAAAGAUGAGCUGCCAAACCACAACUGCAUUAAGCACCUGCGCUCCGUGGUGCAGCAGCAGCAGACCCGCAUUGCAGAGCUGGAGAAGACCUCCGCUGAGCACAAACACCAGCUGGCAGAGCAGAAGCGAGAUAUCCAGCUGCUAAAGGCCUACAUGCGUGCAAUCCGCAGUGUCAACCCCAACCUUCAGAACCUGGAGGAGACAAUUGAAUACAACGAGAUCCUAGAGUGGGUGAACUCCCUGCAGCCCGCAAGAGUGACCCGCUGGGGAGGGAUGAUCUCAACCCCAGAUGCUGUACUCCAGGCUGUAAUCAAGCGCUCCCUGGUGGAGAGUGGCUGUCCUGCCUCUAUUGUCAACGAGCUGAUUGAAAAUGCCCACGAGCGGAGCUGGCCCCAGGGUCUGGCCACCCUAGAGACAAGACAGAUGAACCGACGCUACUAUGAGAACUACGUGGCCAAGCGCAUCCCUGGCAAGCAGGCUGUGGUCGUGAUGGCCUGUGAGAACCAGCACAUGGGCGAUGACAUGGUGCAGGAGCCAGGGCUUGUCAUGAUCUUUGCGCAUGGCGUGGAAGAGAUAUAGGAGCUCUCGAUGGGCUAGCAGGAAGAGAUGGCGACCAGAAAACCCAUCACUCCAGCAGCUGGCUCCCGAGUCCUCCCUACUAUCCACAGAACCGUGCCCUACACGUGGGCCGCACGUUUCCCUACACUUCUGGCACUGAAGGGCCCAGGGCACUUUGCUCAGCCUUUCAGGUGGGAAACCCAGAUUCCUUCCUUUUGCCUAAUUUCUUCCCCUAAGAUGUCUGUAAAUUUUCAGUCAGUUUGGGAAAAGUCCCCCACCUCUAUAUCUGUUCUCCUGCCUAGGGUCCCUGGUUCUAAAUAUUUUUAGAAAGCACAAAGAACUCAUUUUCUCUAGAGGAUCAGGGCGGAGUGAGGACUAUCUGAUCGUUCCCCUCCUCCAAAACCAGGGAAUCAGAGCAGGCAGGCCUUUUGACACUAAACAACAUGCGAGGGCAGCUCUGGGGAGCAGACAUCCUGAAGAAAUGGUAAGGGUGGGAUCAAAACCCUAGAAAUAAGCAAUGAGGCCAGGAACUGAUGGCCCUUAGGGGAAGACAGGACCUCUGUGCCAAGCAAUACCCUGUCCAGCCCACCUCCCGGGUGCAGGUUCCUGCUGCUGCUGCAGGUGUGCAGGCUGGGAUGCCGGAAUUUUCCAGAUGAGUUCUGCUUUCCGACAUUUUCUCAUAGUUAGGGAAUGACAGGGUUGGGGGUAGGGGAUUAGUCUGUUGGGGUGGAUGUGCUCAGCAAGAAGCAGCUCUCUGGCUUUUGCUGAUAAUCAGGUAGGCACUGCCUCUGGCAUGGGCCGUAAUAGUUCCAUAGACCCCUCUCCAACCCUGUGAUUGUAACUAGUUAUUUUGAUAACUUCCUUUGGCCAUUGUUUGUAUUUCCUUCCCCCCCACUUUUUUUUUUUUUUUUAGAAUUGCCUGGUUAUGGCUACCCCACUUUUCCAGCCCAGCCACAUUGUUGGCAAUCUAAUUUAUUUACUUUUUUUUUUUUAAGAAAGGAAAAAGAAAAAAAAAUUAACAAAG